Anopheles marshallii is the source of this 1806-nucleotide messenger RNA. RefSeq names its product negative elongation factor D (gene TH1). The coding region runs from base 1 to 1806 and encodes 601 amino acids. NCBI's taxonomy places the organism in Eukaryota, Metazoa, Arthropoda, Insecta, Diptera, Culicidae. Gene Ontology annotation, molecular function: RNA binding. Gene Ontology annotation, biological process: negative regulation of transcription elongation by RNA polymerase II. The record is from RefSeq and is a predicted model, not a curated record. The transcript is spliced from 3 exons. Gene Ontology annotation, cellular component: nucleus; NELF complex.
AUGAAGGAAGAGCGAGAGCCAAAGCCCGCACAAAACGUUACUACCGGAAUGAAACAAGAAUUCGAAGAUGAUGCGUGGAACAAUAAUCCAGCCCGGAGUAAUGUACCCAAAGAGGAGGGGGAAAACCACGAAGAACCGUCGGAAAACCCAAAAGCGGUAUUAAAUGAUUGUCUGCAGCGGUUCGCGAGUGUGGACUAUAUCAUGGAGCCGGGAAUCUUUGGUCAGCUGAAGCGUUACUUCCAGGCUGGUGGCACUCCGGAACAUGUAAUCGAUCAACUAUCAUCGAACUAUGCGGCAGUAGCUCAAAUGGCAAAUCUUCUCGCCGAGUGGCUUAUCAUGGCUGGUGUGCGCGUGACUGACGUACAGGCGAUGGUAGAGAACCACCUGAAGGACAUGAUACUGAAAACGUUUGAUCCAAAGAAGGCGGAUAAAAUUUUCACCGAAGAGGGCGAAACACCUGGCUGGUUGACGGAGAUGAUAGAACAUCAUACCUGGCGCUCGUUAAUUUACCGCCUGGCGGAAGAAUACCCGGAAUGUCUAAUGUUGAACUUUACCAUUAAGCUAAUAUCGGAUGCCGGGUUCCAGAGUGAGAUUACUUCGAUAUCGACCGCCGCCCAGCAGAUAGAAGUGUUUUCACGCGUGCUAAAGACGGCCAUCGCCAAAUUUCUGAGCCACCCAGAGGACUGGCAGAGCGCGAUUGAAGAGGUGGCAAAAAUGGUAUGCCACGGACAGCACACGUAUCUGUACAGCCAGGUGCUGAUACAGGUGCUGUCACAGGAACCCAAGGGUGGAUUCAUUAUGAAACGUCUUUCACAAGAAAUUACCAAAUAUGCGCUAAAGAACAAUCACAACGUAACGCCAAUCACGAUGGCUUUGAAUGGUUCUUCACGUCAUCCUCAAGCAUGCGAGGCGCUUACAUCGAUGCUGUCCCGCAACACACUCAACCCAGCAGAUAUAACCGUGCUGUAUCGCAACUACACCUCCCCUGAACCGCCUCCCAUCGAUUUGAUUCGCAAUCCACAGUUUCUUGAUCUGCUUGUCGAUUCGCUGUUCAAGGUGGGAGUGAAGAUUAACCAGGAGCACAAAUCGAAGUACAUCUAUCUGCUCGGAUACGCAGCAAGCGUAUGCGAGAUACCGUCAAAGAAAGGACAACCGAAAGGGCACCGGGUUCUAAACAAGGAUGAACUGAAGGCAACGAUUAUUGCCAUCGAGAAGGUCCACGCGAUAUGCAACGUGAGUCGUGGCUCGAGCGAGCUGAUUCCGGACAUCUCCACCCUGUACAGCUGCAUCCGGUUCCCGGUGGUUGGGGUGGGUGUGAUCCGUUGGGUGGAAAACACCGUCACCGAACCUUCCUACUUCAAACUAUGCACCGAGAGCUGUCCGCUACAUCUCGCAUUGUUGGACGAAGUGGCAUGCGUACAUUCGUCGCUGCACGACCAAAUUUUGCGGCUGCUGGUGCGGUUGUUUGAGUCGAAACAGGAUGAGCUCGAGAUACUGGUGCAGCUGGAGUUGAAAAAGAUGCUGCUUGAUAGGAUGGUGAAUCUGUUGGCGCGUGGAUGCGUCGUUCCGGUGGUGAAAUACAUCAGCCAGUGUUGCACGAAGGGCGACACGGAUAUUUCACUGAUACGGUAUUUUGUGACGGAAGUGCUCGAAACUGUUACGCAUCCGUACUCGAGCGAGUUCGUUCAACUGUUUCUUCCGAUGGUGGAAAAUGAGGAAAUUACUGGUUCAAUGCGCGGUGAAGGUGAUAACGAUCCAGUUUCGGAGUUUAUAGUACACUGCAAGGCGCACUACACGACACUAUAG